This is a messenger RNA of Pantherophis guttatus, 2657 nucleotides long. The record is from RefSeq and is a predicted model, not a curated record. NCBI's taxonomy places the organism in Eukaryota, Metazoa, Chordata, Lepidosauria, Squamata, Colubridae.
CCGUCGCCUGCUUGCGCUGCCUCCGUGGGGUCCGCGAGGGCCCGUUGUGGGGAGCAAGCGCUGCCUCUGGGCCCUGGUUCGGCUGUAGCGGGGGCAGGCGGACGUAUCGGCCGAAAGCCUCCGGCUCUCCCGCUGGUCUCCAGGCCGGGGCUCCGGAAAGACCUGCCGGCCGCUUAGCCUGAGCUGAGUUGCUGCUGGCGGAGUUCAACCGCUGCGCCUUAGAGGGUCGCUUUGGGUUUGCCUUGGUGUGACCUGUGAACCCUUCGGCUUCUCCUUACGGCCAAUUACGCCAUCAGCCACGGUUCAGAGAUCAGCAUUUAUUCAGGAGCGAUUCGGACUUAGCCCCAUUAUUUUGAAUGGUUUUAACUCCCGGGCUCUCCAAGUGUUGAUUUUAUACCAAAUUCAAGAAUUUCAGGAAAACAUUGUUCAUGGUUAAUUCUAUUGCACCUUUAUGGCAUUCUUGGAGCAUGCUCUUUAAAAACUCAGGUUCAUGCUGAGCUGAUAGUGGCUUCCCUGAAAAGUUAUUCAGCAGACACUGGGUGGAAACAGCAGGGCCUUUGGUGCUACCACCCCCGGGGGCAUGGGGGUGUGUGAUAAAAGCUACAUCAUCAUCAUCAUCAUCAUCAUCAGGCAGACUUUCAGGGUUGGACUGCUAUGGAAUAUGAUGAGAAGCUGGCCCGUUUCCGGCAGGGCCACCUCAACCCGUUCGACAAGGCCCCGCUGCAGAAUCGGCAGGAGCAGAAGACAGCCGGGGCUGGAGAGGGCUUUCCUCAGAAAGACGUGAAUCUGGGAUUGUCUCUGGAGGAGCCAGUGUUCCCUUGCUCAGAGCGCACCAUGGACCUGGGCUUGGCUGAGGACCAUUUCUCACGCCCAGUGGGCCUGUUCCUGGCCUCGGAUGUGGAGCAGCUGCGGCAGGCCAUCGAAGACUGGAAGCAGAGGAUCCUGGAGUUGCCAGAUAACUCCGAGAAGCAGAAGGACGCCGUGGUGCGGCUCAUCCACCUGCGGCUGCGGCUCCAGGAGCUGAAGGACCCCAGUGAGGAUGAGCCCAACAUCCGGGUGAUCCUGGAGCAUCGCUUCUACAAGGAGAAGAGCAAGGGAGUGAAGCAGACCUGUGACAAGUGCAGCACCGUCAUCUGGGGGCUGAUCCAGACCUGGUACACCUGCAUGGGCUGCUCCUAUCGCUGCCAUAGCAAAUGCCUGGACCUCAUCACCAAGCCAUGCGUGCGCUCCAAGGUCAGCCACCAGGCCGAGUACGAACUGAGCAUUUGCCCUGAGACGGGCCUGGACAGCCAGGACUACCGCUGUGCCGAGUGCCGGGCACCCAUCUCUCUCCGUGGGAUCGCAGGUGAGGCUCGGCAGUGUGACUACACAGGCCUCUAUUACUGCAGCAGCUGCCACUGGAAUGACCAAGCUGUCAUCCCCGCCAGGGUCAUCCACAACUGGGACUUUGAGCCCCGCAAGGUCUCUCGGUGUAGCAUGCGCUACUUGGUGCUAAUGGUGUCCCGACCAGUCCUCAAAUUGCGGGAGACCAACCCUCUUCUCUUCAAUUACGUUGAGGAGCUGGUGGAGAUCCGGAAACUGCGUCAGGACAUCCUGCUCAUGAAGCCGUACUUCAUCACCUGCAAGGAGGCCAUGGAAGCUCGGCUGCUGCUCCAGCUCCAGGAUCGCCAGCACUUUGUGGAGAAUGACGAGAUGUACUCCCUGCAAGACCUGAUGGAUAUCAACGCCGGGCGGCUCAGCUGCUCCCUGACGGAGAUCCACACGCUCUUUGCCAAGCACAUCAAAUUGGACUGUGAGCGGUGCCAAGCAAAGGGCUUUGUGUGUGAGCUCUGCAAGGAGGGAGAUGUGCUCUUCCCCUUUGACAGCCACACCUCAAUGUGCACAGACUGUUCGGCUGUCUUCCACAGGGACUGCUUCUACGACAACUCCACAACAUGCCCCAAAUGCGCUCGACUCAGUCUCAGAAAAGAGUCGUUGCUCAGGGAGCACAAUAUGGAGCUGCAAGCCUAAGUGUCACUUCUCUGAAAUGGAGGGGAUCAUAGCAGAAUCACAGAGUUCCCAGCUUACCUGUGACUUGUCCUUCUUGAAGGAGAGCAGCUCAGACUGGUGAGGAAAGAACCCUGCCAGAGGAGGGUGAGGUGGGAAUGCCAUGCCCAAGCUGGAGAAGGAUGCUGCCCCUCUGCCUCUGGACAGAUGUCAAGAUUCUCCUUGAAUUUCCGAGUCUGAGGGAGUUUAGUCCUGGCUGCAACUGGCAGAGGUGGAAAAGUGGCUGCCAGAGGAGUUUAUGGAAAAUGGUGGCCACCUCCCCUCAGUAACUGGGUAAUAUCAUCCCUGCUUGGCUGGCACAGACUCCAGCUGUUCUGGCUUCCUUACAGACCAUGAUAGUUCAGCGAAGACAAUGGCUGCAGCUGGGCAGGCUGUAGAAAUGGUGGCAUUUGGAAAGUUGUUCCUUUGACCUGGAGGCAUUUGUCUUGGAGAUGGAGAGACUUGGUUUUCCUUCCCCAUCCUCUUAGCCCAAAAUGAUGGCAAUUGCCAGGACUGGAUGUAUCAUAGAAUAGUCUCUGCCAGCCAUGAAGAGACUCUGGGAUUCUUUAUACCACAGUAAUUUAUCACAAGCACUAAAAUCACUUUAAAUAAAGCUAAGCAUAAAUAUUGAA